GAGUUUGAUUGGGGUUGGAAUUGACCUGUUCUUGAAUCUUUAAAAUUCGAUUUUACAGAGGUUGAUAUUGCAGCAACACGUAUUUGUCUUAGUUUUGUGCGGUUUGCUCACAGGCAGAGAUCACAGGCUGGGAGGAUGACAGCUCGAGUGUAUUUCUCGUUGAUUGCGGUUUUUUCGUGUCUGUUCGGAUACUUGAGCAUAGCCCACGCUAUUCAAAGACGAACCACAGUGGAUGGUUUCUGUCCGGCGAGGCUGACGGUCGUGCCGUUCCAUCGAGGAUGUUCCUCUGAUGAAGACUGCCCUGGAGGGCACAAAUGCUGUCAAUUUGACUGUGGGCCUGUUUGCGUGCUGCCUGUUUUCAUGAAGCCGGGUCAGUGUCCCGUACCGGAGAUGAUUCCACUGUGUGCUAAAAGCUGUUUCCGUGAUGGCCAGUGUCCUGCCACGCAGAAAUGUUGCCCAACCACCGGUGGCUUUGCAUGCAGUGAACCACGUGGUCAGGGAAGAGGUCAAGCAAGUUGCCAGGGAAGCGGAGCUGGUCAGGGUGCAGGACAGGGAAGCGGAGCUGGUCAGGGUGCAGGACAGGGAAGCGGAGCUGGUCAGGGUGCAGGACAGGGAAGCGGGGCUGGUCAGGGCGCCGGACAGGGAAGCGGGGCUGGUCAGGGAGCCGGUCAGGGAAGCGGAGCAGGUCAGGGUCAGGGAAGCGGAGCAGGUCAGGGUCAGGGAAGCGGAGCGGGUCAGGGCGCCGGACAGGGAAGCGGAGCUGGUCAGGGCGCCGGACAGGGCACCGGACAGGGAAGCGGAGCCGGCCAGGGAAGCGGAGCUGGUCAGGGAGCCGGACAGGGCCAGGGAAGCGGAGCUGGUCAGGGCGCCGGACAGGGCAGCGGCUAUGGACAGGGCGCAGGUCAGGGCAGCGGCUAUGGACAGGGUAGUGGAGCUGGACAGGGAAGCGGACAGGGUCAGGGAAGCGGAGCUGGUCAGGGAAGCGGAGCCGGGCAGGGAAGCGGAGCUGGUCAGGGAGCCGGACAGGGCCAGGGAAGCGGAGCUGGUCAGGGAGCCGGACAGGGAAGUGGCGCAGGACAGGGAAGCGGAGCCGGUCAUGGUGCAGGACAGGGUCAGGGAAGUGGCGCAGGACAGGGAAGCGGAGCCGGUCAGGGCUCAGGACAGGGUCAGGGAAGCGGAGCCGGUCAGGGAAGCGGAGCUGGUCAGGGAGCCGGACAGGGCCAGGGAAGCGGAGCUGGUCAGGGAAGUGGCGCAGGACAGGGAAGCGGAUCUGGUCAGGGAAGUGGCGCAGGACAGGGAAGCGGAGCCGGUCAGGGUGCAGGACAGGGUCAAGGAAGUGGCGCAGGACAGGGAAGCGGAGCCGGUCAGGGCUCAGGACAGGGUCAGGGAAGCGGAGCCGGUCAGGGAGCCGGACAGGGCCAGGGAAACGGAGCUGGUCAGGGAAGUGGCACAGGACAGGGAAGCGGAGCUGGUCAGGGAAGUGGCGUAGGACAGGGAAGCGGAGCUGGUCAGGGAAGUGGCGCAGGACAGGGAAGCGGAGCUGGUCAGGGAAGUGGCACAGGACAGGGAAGCGGAGCUGGUCAGGGAGCCGGACAGGGACAGGGAAGCGGAGCUGGUCAGGGAGCCGGACAGGGAAGUGGCGCAGGACAGGGAAGCGGAGCCGGUCAGGGCGCAGGACAGGGUCAGGGAAGUGGCGCAGGACAGGGAAGCGGAGCCGGUCAGGGCUCAGGACAGGGUCAGGGAAGCGGAGCCGGUCAGGGAAGCGGAGCUGGUCAGGGAGCCGGACAGGGCCAGGGAAGCGGAGCUGGUCAGGGAAGUGGCGCAGGACAGGGAAGCGGAUCUGGUCAGGGAAGUGGCGCAGGACAGGGAAGCGGAGCCGGUCAGGGUGCAGGACAGGGUCAAGGAAGUGGCGCAGGACAGGGAAGCGGAGCCGGUCAGGGCUCAGGACAGGGUCAGGGAAGCGGAGCCGGUCAGGGAGCCGGACAGGGCCAGGGAAACGGAGCUGGUCAGGGAAGUGUCACAGGACAGGGAAGCGGAGCUGGUCAGGGAAGUGGCGUAGGACAGGGAAGCGGAGCUGGUCAGGGAAGUGGCGCAGGACAGGGAAGCGGAGCUGGUCAGGGAAGUGGCGCAGGACAGGGAAGCGGAGCUGGUCAGGGAAGUGGCACAGGACAGGGAAGCGGAGCUGGUCAGGGAGCCGGACAGGGACAGGGAAGCGGAGCUGGUCAGGGAGCCGGACAGGGAAGUGGCGCAGGACAGGGAAGCGGAGCCGGUCAGGGCGCAGGACAGGGUCAGGGAAGUGGCGCAGGACAGGGAAGCGGAGCCGGUCAGGGCUCAGGACAGGGUCAGGGAAGCGGAGCCGGUCAGGGAAGCGGAGCUGGUCAGGGAGCCGGACAGGGCCAGGGAAGCGGAGCUGGUCAGGGAAGUGGCGCAGGACAGGGAAGCGGAUCUGGUCAGGGAAGUGGCGCAGGACAGGGAAGCGGAGCCGGUCAGGGUGCAGGACAGGGUCAAGGAAGUGGCGCAGGACAGGGAAGCGGAGCCGGUCAGGGCUCAGGACAGGGUCAGGGAAGCGGAGCCGGUCAGGGAGCCGGACAGGGCCAGGGAAACGGAGCUGGUCAGGGAAGUGGCACAGGACAGGGAAGCGGAGCUGGUCAGGGAAGUGGCGUAGGACAGGGAAGCGGAGCUGGUCAGGGAAGUGGCGCAGGACAGGGAAGCGGAGCUGGUCAGGGAAGUGGCACAGGACAGGGAAGCGGAGCUGGUCAGGGAGCCGGACAGGGACAGGGAAGCGGAGCUGGUCAGGGAGCCGGACAGGGAAGUGGCGCAGGACAGGGAAGCGGAGCCGGUCAGGGCGCAGGACAGGGUCAGGGAAGUGGCGCAGGACAGGGAAGCGGAGCCGGUCAGGGCUCAGGACAGGGUCAGGGAAGCGGAGCCGGUCAGGGAAGCGGAGCUGGUCAGGGAGCCGGACAGGGCCAGGGAAGCGGAGCUGGUCAGGGAAGUGGCGCAGGACAGGGAAGCGGAUCUGGUCAGGGAAGUGGCGCAGGACAGGGAAGCGGAGCCGGUCAGGGUGCAGGACAGGGUCAAGGAAGUGGCGCAGGACAGGGAAGCGGAGCCGGUCAGGGCUCAGGACAGGGUCAGGGAAGCGGAGCCGGUCAGGGAGCCGGACAGGGCCAGGGAAACGGAGCUGGUCAGGGAAGUGGCACAGGACAGGGAAGCGGAGCUGGUCAGGGAAGUGGCGUAGGACAGGGAAGCGGAGCUGGUCAGGGAAGUGGCGCAGGACAGGGAAGCGGAGCUGGUCAGGGAAGUGGCACAGGACAGGGAAGCGGAGCUGGUCAGGGAGCCGGACAGGGACAGGGAAGCGGAGCUGGUCAGGGAGCCGGACAGGGAAGUGGCGCAGGACAGGGAAGCGGAGCCGGUCAGGGCGCAGGACAGGGUCAGGGAAGUGGCGCAGGACAGGGAAGCGGAGCCGGUCAGGGCUCAGGACAGGGUCAGGGAAGCGGAGCCGGUCAGGGAAGCGGAGCUGGUCAGGGAGCCGGACAGGGCCAGGGAAGCGGAGCUGGUCAGGGAAGUGGCGCAGGACAGGGAAGCGGAUCUGGUCAGGGAAGUGGCGCAGGACAGGGAAGCGGAGCCGGUCAGGGUGCAGGACAGGGUCAAGGAAGUGGCGCAGGACAGGGAAGCGGAGCCGGUCAGGGCUCAGGACAGGGUCAGGGAAGCGGAGCCGGUCAGGGAGCCGGACAGGGCCAGGGAAACGGAGCUGGUCAGGGAAGUGGCACAGGACAGGGAAGCGGAGCUGGUCAGGGAAGUGGCGUAGGACAGGGAAGCGGAGCUGGUCAGGGAAGUGGCGCAGGACAGGGAAGCGGAGCUGGUCAGGGAAGUGGCACAGGACAGGGAAGCGGAGCUGGUCAGGGAGCCGGACAGGGACAGGGAAGCGGAGCUGGUCAGGGAGCCGGACAGGGAAGUGGCGCAGGACAGGGAAGCGGAGCCGGUCAGGGCGCAGGACAGGGUCAGGGAAGUGGCGCAGGACAGGGAAGCGGAGCCGGUCAGGGCUCAGGACAGGGUCAGGGAAGCGGAGCCGGUCAGGGAAGCGGAGCUGGUCAGGGAGCCGGACAGGGCCAGGGAAGCGGAGCUGGUCAGGGAAGUGGCGCAGGACAGGGAAGCGGAUCUGGUCAGGGAAGUGGCGCAGGACAGGGAAGCGGAGCCGGUCAGGGUGCAGGACAGGGUCAAGGAAGUGGCGCAGGACAGGGAAGCGGAGCCGGUCAGGGCUCAGGACAGGGUCAGGGAAGCGGAGCCGGUCAGGGAGCCGGACAGGGCCAGGGAAACGGAGCUGGUCAGGGAAGUGGCACAGGACAGGGAAGCGGAGCUGGUCAGGGAAGUGGCGUAGGACAGGGAAGCGGAGCUGGUCAGGGAAGUGGCGCAGGACAGGGAAGCGGAGCUGGUCAGGGAAGUGGCACAGGACAGGGAAGCGGAGCUGGUCAGGGAGCCGGACAGGGACAGGGAAGCGGAGCUGGUCAGGGAGCCGGACAGGGAAGUGGCGCAGGACAGGGAAGCGGAGCCGGUCAGGGCGCAGGACAGGGUCAGGGAAGUGGCGCAGGACAGGGAAGCGGAGCCGGUCAGGGCUCAGGACAGGGUCAGGGAAGCGGAGCCGGACAGGGAAGCGGAGCUGGUCAGGGAGCCGGACAGGGAAGUGGCGCAGGACAGGGAAGCGGAGCCGGUCAGGGCGCAGGACAGGGUCAGGGAAGUGGCGCAGGACAGGGAAGCGGAGCCGGUCAGGGCUCAGGACAGGGUCAGGGAAGCGGAGCCGGACAGGGAAGCGGAGCCGGUCAGGGCUCAGGACAGGGUCAGGGAAGCGGAGCCGGUCAGGGAAGCGGAGCUGGUCAGGGAGCCGGACAGGGCCAGGGAAGCGGAGCUGGUCAGGGAAGUGGCGCAGGACAGGGAAGCGGAUCUGGUCAGGGAAGUGGCGCAGGACAGGGAAGCGGAGCCGGUCAGGGUGCAGGACAGGGUCAAGGAAGUGGCGCAGGACAGGGAAGCGGAGCCGGUCAGGGCUCAGGACAGGGUCAGGGAAGCGGAGCCGGUCAGGGAGCCGGACAGGGCCAGGGAAACGGAGCUGGUCAGGGAAGUGGCACAGGACAGGGAAGCGGAGCUGGUCAGGGAAGUGGCGUAGGACAGGGAAGCGGAGCUGGUCAGGGAAGUGGCGCAGGACAGGGAAGCGGAGCUGGUCAGGGAAGUGGCACAGGACAGGGAAGCGGAGCUGGUCAGGGAGCCGGACAGGGUCAGGGAAGCGGAGCUGGUCAGGGCGCCGGACAGGUCAGUGGCUAUGGACAGGGAAGUGGAGCUGGACAGGGAAGCGGCUAUGGACAGGGUGCUGGACAGGGCAGCGGCUAUGGACAGGGAAGUGGAGCUGGACAGGGAAGCGGCUAUGGACAGGGUGCUGGACAGGGAAGUGGAGCUGGACAGGGCAGCGGCUAUGGACAGGGCAGCGGCUAUGGACAGGGCAGCGGCUAUGGACAGGGCAGCGGAGCUGGACAGGGAAGCGGCUAUGGACAGGGUGCUGGACAGGGAAGCGGCUAUGGACAGGGUGCUGGACAGGGCAGCGGCUAUGGACAGGGCAGCGGCUAUGGACAGGGAAGUGGAGCUGGACAGGGAAGCGGCUAUGGACAGGGUGCUGGACAGGGAAGUGGAGCUGGACAGGGAAGCGGAGCUGGACAGGGUGCUGGACAGGGCAGCGGCUAUGGACAGGGCAGCGGCUAUGGACAGGGAAGCGGAGCUGGACAGGGAAGCGGCUAUGGACAGGGAAGCGGAGCUGGACAGGGAAGCGGCUAUGGACAGGGUGCUGGACAGGGAAGUGGAGCUGAACAGGGAAGCGGAGCUGGACAGGGUGCUGGACAGGGCAGCGGCUAUGGACAGGGCAGCGGAGCUGGACAGGGCAGCGGCUAUGGACAGGGCAGUGGAGCUGGACAGGGAAGCGGCUAUGGACAGGGCAGCGGAGCUGGACAGGGAAGCGGCUAUGGACAGGGCAGCGGAGCUGGACAGGGAAGCGGCUAUGGACAGGGCAGCGGAGCUGGACAGGGAAGCGGCUAUGGACAGGGCAGCGGAGCUGGACAGGGAAGCGGCUAUGGACAGGGUGCUGGACAGGGAAGCGGCUAUGGACAGGGCAGCGGCUAUGGACAGGGCAGCGGCUAUGGACAGGGCAGCGGCUAUGGACAGGGAAGCGGAGCUGGACAGGGAAGCGGCUAUGGACAGGGCAGCGGCUAUGGACAGGGAAGCGGAGCUGGUCAAGGAAGCGGCUAUGGACAGGGUGCUGGACAGGGAAGCGGAGCUGGUCAAGGAAGCGGCUAUGGACAGGGUGCUGGACAGGGCAGCGGCUAUGGACAGGGAAGUGGAGCUGGACAGGGAAGCGGCUAUGGACAGGGCAGCGGAGCUGGACAGGGAAGCGGCUAUGGACAGGGUGCUGGACAGGGAAGCGGCUAUGGACAGGGCAGCGGCUAUGGACAGGGCAGCGGCUAUGGACAGGGCAGCGGAGCUGGACAGGGCAGCGGCUAUGGACAGGGCAGCGGCUAUGGACAGGGUGCUGGACAGGGAAGCGGCUAUGGACAGGGUGCUGGACAAGGCAGCGGCUAUGGACAGGGAGUAAUUGGCGAGGAGACAGUAUAAAACGCCAGGAGAAAU
Carassius gibelio (silver crucian carp) is the source of this 6660-nucleotide messenger RNA. Its product is annotated as fibroin heavy chain. The transcript is spliced from 12 exons. The record is from RefSeq and is a predicted model, not a curated record. Lineage: Eukaryota; Metazoa; Chordata; Actinopteri; Cypriniformes; Cyprinidae. Gene Ontology annotation, cellular component: extracellular region. Gene Ontology annotation, molecular function: peptidase inhibitor activity. The coding region runs from base 136 to 6645 and encodes 2169 amino acids.